AUGGACCACGGUGGAAGGCUGGUGGUUCUGUGCGGCGUGGGGUGGGCGGAGGUCUUACUUGCCGUCCUCUGUUUCCUCGUGCUCCACUACAAGCCUUUCAUCACUUGGCCCCUCCUCCGCGACCUCCCCGCCCUCCUUAUCAACCUCCCCCGCAUCCAGGACUGGACUGCUGAUGUCCACGGUGCCGUCGGCGGCACCUUCACCGCCCGCGGUCCCAUCCUCACCGGAAUGCGUCUCGUUCUCACCUGCGACCCCUGCAACGUGGAGUACAUCCUCAAGACCCGCUUCUCCAACUUCCCCAAAGGCCCGGACUUUCAAGACAUUUUCCGGGAGCUCAUGGGUGACGGCAUCUUCAACACCGAUGGCGACGAGUGGCAGGCUCAGCGGCGCACCGCAAAUGCUCAUGUCCGCUCGAAAGCCUUUCGAACAUUCUUUGAGAAAAAGAGUCGUGAGCUCGCCUUCAUCAACUUGGUGCCUAUACUAGGCAGAGCAGCUGAAGAGGGGGCGGCAAUCGACUUGCAGGACCUCAUCAUGAGAUACACGGUGGACGCGACCUGUGCGGCCCUGUUCGGUGAGGCUAUCGGCUACCUUGCGCCUGAGCUCCCACUCGUGCCCUUUGCCCAGGCUGCGGAUGAGGUCAUGGAGGCGGUUGUGGUGAGGCACGUCCUGCCGCACAUGUGGUGGAAGCUGAUGCGCCUGCUGGGCCUCGGCAUGGAAUCCCGACUAGCCAAGGGCGUGCGCACCAUGGAUGAGUUUGUGGCACGUCAGGUGGUGAGUGCAAGAGGCAGAGGUAGUGGUGGUGGAGACCUGCUGUCGAUCUUUGCGACGGGCGAUGUGUCUGGGACUGAUAACAAAUACUUGAGAGACGUCGCAGUGAACUUCUUGAUAGCAGGGAGGGACACAACGGGAGCAGCCCUGGCUUGGUUCUUCUGGCUCGUGAGCAGGCACCCUGAGGUCGAGGCCAAGAUCUUAGCCGAGCUCAAGGAGAAGGGCACCAAGGACCUGAGCGAGCUCCACUACCUCCACGCCGCCUUAUCCGAGACUCUACGUCUCUACCCCUCGCUGCCAUUAGACCACAAGGGAGUUCGAGAAAAGGAUGUUUUACCGGACGGCACCACUGUGGAACCAGGGACAGUGAUCGUGUACAGUAUCUACGCCAUGGGAAGGAUGGAGUGGAUAUGGGGAGAAGACUGCCUCAGAUUUAAGCCAGAGAGGUGGGUUGGAGAAGACGGAAAGCUCAGAGCAGAGAGCGGUUUCAAAUUUCUGGCCUUCAAUGGAGGCCCGAGGACCUGCCUGGGAAAGGAGGUGGCCUUUGUGCAGAUGAAGUGCGCUGCGGCCGCGGUGCUAAGCUCGUUUCGACUGGAGGUGGUGGCAGGCCACAGGGUCUCGAUGAAGCCUUCAGUGAUACUGGUCAUGAAAGAUGGCCUCAAAAUGAGAGUCAGGGAAAGGCUGCCGGGAGUUGCAGGAAAACCUAUUUUCCGGCGAGUUUAGGCUGAUUCCGGCGGUGAAUGUAGAGAGAAAUGAUUUCCUCCUCCUGUCCACGUGAUGCAAAUGUUAUGGCUAAGGGAUGUUUGGUGAUUGUUGUUUCCUGUUUUUAGUGUUUUUCUGGAAAAGAGUCGGGUGUCUCCAGUCCCGCGUGCUAUAUUCUCAGUGGUCCAACCUAAGUUCUUGUCUUUUUUUUCUUUUUUUUUGGUUUUUUCAACUGGCUGAAAACCUUCCACUCUCUCCGUGUUUUCCAUUUUGAGAAAGUUUAUG
This is a messenger RNA of Amborella trichopoda, 1755 nucleotides long. The record is from RefSeq and is a predicted model, not a curated record. Lineage: Eukaryota; Viridiplantae; Streptophyta; Magnoliopsida; Amborellales; Amborellaceae.